UUCAAAAUUGUAAAAAUGUAACAAAAAAUUAUAAAAAAUAUGCAAUAUCGACGCACCUAUUCUCGAAACGUAAACAUUAAGGCACAACGAUGUACAGAAACUAUGUAGACAAUUUUCUCAAGAAAACAAACGCAAGCUAUGUUGAAAGGUACUCUGAUAGCUCAGAUUUUGAUUAUCCCGUUAAUAUACCACCUGUAACUGCUAAACGGGGAAAUCACUUACUUUUAAAUGAUUAUGGAUGCAAUACUGAUCAGAGGGAGAAGUACUCAAUGAUUGGCAAUAAUUCGGGAGGUCAUAAUUGCCAAGUAGAUAAAGGAAAUAUCACAAAAAGAUUUCAAAAGAUGAUCGCUUACAAACAAUCAAAACAUACUAUGUCGGCUGAUAAAAACUGCAAACGAAACCAACAAAUGACUUUUCAAGAACAUAAUUAUUAUAAGAGCAGAGGGGAUCAGAGCAGCCGACACAACAUUGCCAAAAUGAGUUCAAAAUCACUAUUGCUAGAUAAAGUUUUGCCGCGCUUUUCAACAAUUUUUAGACGAUCAAAUUAUCCCAAAGAAAUAGAAGAAGAAGAAGAAAGAGAACCAAUACUUACCGCUAAAUGUGCGAAUUGUGAACGGAAACGAAUCAAGAAAUUAAAUAAAACACGUCAAUGUUAUGCAAUUCAACCUAAUUUUGCCUUUGUGGGUAACAUACAUGACGUACCUAUUCGCUACCAUCAAACUAGUAAACAAAACUCGCCAUUGUCACAUAAUUCCAUGAACAGAAACCCAUCAAUCAAUCGAUGUUGCCUUACGUCAUCAUCAGGAUCUGAAAUUAUCAUACCAGAAAGAGUUCAGAACGAUGUACUUUAUAAUAAUAAGAAGACGAAAAAUAAGAAAAUACAAUACGAAUAUGAAACAGUUAACUGUCAUGUCUUCCCAGAAGUGAAGCAAAACAAACAUCUGCAGUAUCCUUCAAAACAUAUGAAACCAUAUCAGAUUUAUGCAAAUUCUUCCUGCCAAGCAAAAACUCUAUCGGGACAUUCUGUAGAACAAGCGAAAAUACCGUCGUCAUCGUCAAGUUUUUGGGAUUAUGUAGCGGAUAAAAUUAAAUCGAAAUCCAAAAAGCCAUGUAGUUGUGAACCGCCUUCUCCACCCCAUUGUACACUUGAUAGUUGUGAGAUUUUAAAUCCAAAAGUAAGUAAUGAAAAUAAACUGAUGUCCCCAAAACCUCGUAGUACUGGCGAAAUGCCAAGCUCACCGCCGAAACUGAAAGCUCAAUUAGAAUGUAAAUGUACCAAUACAAAAUCCCAAGAUAAAGACGAAGCGCUUACAUCUUGCCAAGAGCCACAUGACGUUAUUACAAAAAAUUUAAUCGAUAAAUAUAAAGGUCAAAUUCUCUGUAUUCACAAUCCCCCAUGUAUUUUAAUCAACGGCUGUCUUAACUUACCUCCUCCAAAACCUACCGGAAUGUCGAACGUGUGGCGCCUCAGCUCAAGCAAAAGAUCUAGCUUUCGAGAAGAGAGCAAAAGCCAAAAAUAUAUUGAAAAUGGAUGUCAAUAUCAGCCACCGGACGCCGUGCAAGAGUGUCUCCCAGAAUUUCAAACGGAAAAAAUCGUACAAAGCAUUUGCAACCAUGAUCCACCUUGCGAAGUAGUGCGCAGAUGUUAUAAGCCCAAAUAUGAGACUAAGUAUCGUGAUUCCUGUGUUCAUGUGCCAAUGUGUAAAAAGUUGCCAGAAUGCUUGAUUACCGAAGGGCAAACAGAUGAGCAAGAGGUGGAGUGUUCACAUAGUCCCAAAUGUGCAGAAGUGCAUACGUGUUCGAAGAAAUUCAUGACGCUCACAGCCAAAGAAGACACGAGUACCCAAGUCAAGGCUAAAAUGAGAAUGGUGUGUCGACAUGAGCCGCCUUGCUUGAUGAUACCGAAGUGUAUAGGUCGGGUCAUUUGCACGGAGUCUGUACCCUGUGACGCUAUACCAGAUUGUGUGCACCAUCCCUGCUGCGAAUAUAUACCGGCGUGUUGUAGAAGGGCUGCUAAAGAAAUGCCGUCGCUCACUUCAAACGAAGAAGGGAUCUCAUUGAAAGUGCCUCGCAUCCCUUUGCAGCAAAAGAACCGAUUGUUGAGGUUGAUUCAAGCGAAACGGCAAUUCUGAGCAGUUUUGUGUAUGAUCUCGAUUUAUCGCCAAGACUCCAACGGCCAUGAACUGUAAUUUUGUAUGUGUUAAUUUGUGCAGUAGCCGCUAAUGGAGCAGACAAUAAAGUUAUACAAUAUCAA
Messenger RNA from Colias croceus (clouded yellow), 2254 nucleotides. RefSeq lists its product as uncharacterized. Bases 90 to 2132 code for a protein of 680 amino acids. The transcript has 3 exons. The record is from RefSeq and is a predicted model, not a curated record. NCBI's taxonomy places the organism in Eukaryota, Metazoa, Arthropoda, Insecta, Lepidoptera, Pieridae.